AAUGGGAUUCUAGUGUAUUUGGACUUAAGUUCUUUUCUACUGAGAAUCAGUGUAAAGAGCUUCAAGCAUAUAUCAAUCAAAAUGGGAUUCUUUGGACCUCAUCAUCAGCUUGCUUUCAUAUUUGGGGUCUUGGGUAGCAUUGUUUCAUUCAUGGUGUUCUUGUCACCAGUGAAAACCUUUUAUACAAUAUACAAGAAAAGAACUGCUGAAGGGUACCAAUCAAUCCCUUACAUGGUUGCACUUUCCAGUUCAAUGAUGUUAUUGUACUACGGUAUGCUUAAGACCAACGCCAAUCUGAUCGUCGGCAUCAGUUGCUUCGGAUGUGCCAUCGAAAUUAUCUAUCUUAUAUUAUACAUUGUAUACGCACCUAAGAGGGAUAAGGUUUUUACAGUGAAAUGGAUAAUCUUAUUCAACCUAGGAGGGUAUUGUUUGAUAAUGGUGGCCACCAAUUUGUUUAGAGAAAGGUCUAAACGUGUGACAGUGAUGGGAUGGGUUUGUGCUGUUAACAGUGUUGCAGUCUCUGCUUCUCCUUUAGGCAUAAUGAGACGUGUGAUAAGGACAAAAAGUGUGGAAUACAUGCCAUUUCUUCUCUCCUUUUUUCUUACAUUAUGUUCCACAAUGUGGUUCUUCUAUGGACUUUUCUUACAAGAUUUAUACGUGGCUUUUCCAAAUGUGUUGGGAUUUCUGCUUGGAACAGCUCAAAUGGUCAUCUAUGUGAUAUACAAGAAUGCAAACAAGGGUGUUGAAAAAACAGAAAAGAUGCAAAAAGGAGAUAUGGAGGGCUCAGUGGGGGAUAUAAAUCCAUGUUUCCCAGAUCAUGAACAAGAAAUCAAAGAGAUUACAAUCGUUAUUGCUGAGAAACCAGUUGAAUCCGACGAAAUGAAAGCUUGAUUUUGAUUCAAUUUGUGGAAAUUGCAGAAAUCGAAGCUUUUAAAGACGAGGAUGCAUAGAUAGCCUUCUUGGGAGAGAAAAGUAGUAAUUUGUUAUUAAGAUAUGUAAGAACUACUUAAAUAAUUCAAGAGUCUUUAUGAAUUAAAAAAGUAAAAAAAAAAAAAUCCAAAUUUAAGGAAUGAAUCCAAACUAUUACUACACAAUGAAUUUUAAGGAUGUGAGUCCCAACAUAAGGACUAUAUG
Molecule: messenger RNA, 1134 nt
Organism: Gossypium raimondii (Peruvian cotton)
Lineage: Eukaryota; Viridiplantae; Streptophyta; Magnoliopsida; Malvales; Malvaceae
Product: bidirectional sugar transporter SWEET9
Exons: 6
Coding region: 82-891 (269 amino acids)
Biological process (GO): carbohydrate transport
Cellular component (GO): membrane
Molecular function (GO): sugar transmembrane transporter activity
Source: RefSeq, a predicted model, not a curated record